Jaculus jaculus (lesser Egyptian jerboa) is the source of this 1883-nucleotide messenger RNA. RefSeq names its product zinc finger and SCAN domain containing 16 (gene Zscan16). NCBI's taxonomy places the organism in Eukaryota, Metazoa, Chordata, Mammalia, Rodentia, Dipodidae. The record is from RefSeq and is a predicted model, not a curated record. The transcript is spliced from 4 exons. Gene Ontology annotation, molecular function: RNA polymerase II cis-regulatory region sequence-specific DNA binding; DNA-binding transcription factor activity, RNA polymerase II-specific. Gene Ontology annotation, biological process: regulation of transcription by RNA polymerase II. The coding region runs from base 270 to 1310 and encodes 346 amino acids.
CGUUCUCCAGUGGCCGGAAGUGCCUGCCGCGCCUGCGCGUACUUGUUUCGGCGCUGUGGUCUUGGCGGUGUGGACGCUGGCUGGCCCCGUGGCCCGUCUCCAUCCGUGAGAGAUUCUGAGGAGACUGUUUCUUCUGGGUGAAGGCAGCAGCAUUUUCACUUUCUCUAGAAUAACUUUUUUGUGCCUUGGGAGUGUCUUUUAAGGCAAGAUCUUAAGAGAUUCUCCUUGAAUCAUUCCCAGAUAGAGAAGUGUAUCGCUAAAAUCCCAGCAUGGCUGCAGCCCUGGAACUUGAAGAGCAAAAAGACUUCUUUAUAGUUAAAGUAGAGAACCAUUCCUGGGAACAGGAUUCCAUCUCACAAAAAUACAGUUCUUGUAAGAGAGAACUCAGCAGACAGAACUUCAGGAAGUUGUCCUAUGAGGAUGCACCUGGACCUCGCGAAGCUUUCACCCAGCUCUGGGAGCAUUGCUGUGGGUGGCUCAAGCCACAGUGCCAUACCAAGGAGCAGAUCUUAGACCUGCUGGUGCUGGAACAGUUCCUGAGCAUUCUUCCUCGGGAACUCCAGGCCUGGGUGCGGGCACACCAUCCAGAGACUGGAGAGGAGGCUGUGACUGUGCUGGAGAACCUGGAAAAGGAGCUUGAUGAAUCCCAAAAGCAGGUCCCGGACAGUUCAGAUACGGAUGAUGAAGACAUACUCCUGGAUGAAUUGACCCCCAUGGAAAAGCCGCAUGAGUCACUAACUGCUCAGCUUGAGCCUAAGCAGGCUCCACCAGAGCAAGAUUCUGGGAAUGGUGGUAAGUCCAGGACCGAGAAUGAAGUGUCUUCCCAGAAGGAAGAUGUGCCCAUAGAUGCAGAAGUCCUUGGGGAUAUAAACAACAGACUGACCAGAAAUGUUCCUCGGCAUCCUGAGUCCAAAGAUGCUGUUGAAAAUGAGGGAAGAAUGGAAUGGCGACAGAGGGAAAGAAGGCAGUAUAAGUGUGAUGAGUGUGGAAAGAGUUAUAGUUGUAGCUCAGACCUUACUAAGCACAGGAGAAUUCACACAGGGGAGAAGCCUUACAAAUGUGAUGAGUGUGGGAAAGCCUUCAUUCAGCCCGCACAUCUUGUUCAACAUCAUCGGGUCCACACUGGAGUGAAGCCCUAUAAGUGUAAAGAAUGUGGAAGAGAUUUCAGUGGGCGCACAGGUCUUACUCAGCAUCAAAGAAUCCACACAGGUGAAAAGCCUUAUCAUUGUGGUGAGUGUGGAAAGUCCUUCCGUGUUAGUUCAACUCUUAUUAGACAUCAGAGAAUUCAUAUAACAAACAAGCUCUACUAAAAAGAUAGAAGUAGGGGUUGGGAUGAUGGCUCACCGGGUAAGCACGCUUGCCCCAUAAGCAUGAGGGCCCAAUUCACCCUGAGUUUGAUUUUCCAAGCGGCCACACAAAUAUCUUGCCGUGGCCACACAUGCCUGUAACUCCAGUCCACUAGGAAGCAGAGACUAGAGAAUCGCUGGGGCUCACUGGUUAGCCGUCUGACAACAGCAGCUCUGGGCUCAGGGAGAGACUGUCUUAAGGAAACACUGAUGAGUGAAAAGAGGUGUAUGCUAUUAGGGAAGAAUCAGGAGUUUCAGAGGCUUUGUAUGGUGGCUUAUGUCUAUAAUCCCAACACUUGGGAAGGAAGGCAGGGGCGUAGGUAGGCCUGACUUUGAGACCAGCCUGGUCUGCAAGCGUGAAACUCCUGUCUGCCGGCGUCACCGCAGACUGUUGCCUCCUGAUCCAGCUUGACUACCUCUGCUCCAGUGUUCAGGGAAUGGCCUUAGCAGAGACAGCCUCUGCCCUCAUGUUCCUAGAUAAGAGACUCCAGCUAUUUUUGUCUAAGUUAAAAUACAUUAAAAUUGUCUUGAAAUAAA